Pyrgilauda ruficollis (rufous-necked snowfinch) is the source of this 2896-nucleotide messenger RNA. RefSeq names its product Ras like without CAAX 1 (gene RIT1). Gene Ontology annotation, molecular function: GTPase activity; GTP binding; calmodulin binding. The record is from RefSeq and is a predicted model, not a curated record. Gene Ontology annotation, biological process: Ras protein signal transduction. NCBI's taxonomy places the organism in Eukaryota, Metazoa, Chordata, Aves, Passeriformes, Passeridae. Gene Ontology annotation, cellular component: plasma membrane. Bases 87 to 776 code for a protein of 229 amino acids. The transcript has 5 exons.
CGCAGGCGCGCUGGCCGGGGCGGGCAGUGGGGCGGAGGCGCCGCCGCCAUUUCGGAGCGGCCGCGGGGCAGCGCUGAGGGGCGGCCAUGGAGCCCGCAGCCCGCCCGGGCGGCGGCGGCGGCGCCGCGGGGCAGUCCCGCGAGUACAAACUCGUGAUGCUGGGCGCGGGAGGCGUCGGCAAGAGCGCCAUGACCAUGCAGUUCAUCAGCCACCGCUUCCCGGAGGACCACGACCCCACCAUCGAGGAUGCCUAUAAAAUCCGGAUCCGCAUCGACGACGAGCCUGCCAACCUGGAUAUUUUGGACACAGCAGGACAGGCAGAGUUCACAGCCAUGAGGGACCAGUACAUGAGGGCAGGAGAAGGUUUCAUCAUCUGCUACUCCAUCACGGACCGGCGCAGCUUCUACGAGGUGCGCGAGUUCAAGCAGCUCAUCUACCGCGUGCGCCGCACCGACGACACCCCCGUGGUGCUGGUGGGCAACAAGUCUGACCUGAGCCAGCUGCGCCAGCUCUGGGGCUUGAGCAGGCUGUGCACUCGUUGCCAGGUGUCCAAGGAGGAAGGCUGUGCCCUGGCCAGGGAGUUCAGCUGCCCCUUCUUCGAGACGUCGGCCGCCUUCCGCUUCUUCAUCGACGACGUGUUCCACGCGCUGGUGCGCGAGAUCCGCCGCAAGGAGAGGGAGGCCGUGGUGGCCCUGGAGAGGAAAUCCAAGCCCAAAAGCAGCGUCUGGAAAAGACUCAAGUCCCCCUUCAGGAGGAAGAAGGAUUCAGUCACUUGAAGAGGAAAUUGCUCUGCAGAUCAGGACAAAAGCUGUGACCUUUGGUGGCACCUGAGGGGCUGGGUGACACUGAGGGGGCUCCGGGGGGCACUGCCUGGCCCUGCCGGUUGUUUUUGUUCAGAACCAUGUUGCCUUGAUUCUGGGGGUUGAACUUCACCCCCAGUGACAGUUGUGCUUUGUUUGUUGUCAUUUUUUUACUGCCCCCAGCCACCGAGGCCCCUGGGUCGGUGGCCCUGCACUUUGGAGCGUUUGUCCUUGUCACGGCAACCCGGGAGCUGAACUGUGCAAAACAUUGCUGGGGUUGGAGCCAGCCUCACUGAAUCUGUGCUUUUCCCAGCUGGAAAAGAGCAUUUUGCUGCUCAGCCCACAGUGUGAGAGGCUGAACAAAGUGUCAUGGCCUUGGGGUCCCAGAAUUUCUCGUGCCCUCGUGAUUUCUUUCCAGGAAAACGGACGUGGAAUCCUCGUGUGCAAGUCCAUCCAAGUGAUCAGUGCUGCAGACAAGGCAGAAUCACAGAUUCCACCUGGAAGAUUCCACUGGGGUCAGUGCCCCAGGCUGCCACCCAGAGCACUCAGUGCCACGGUGACUCUGAGCAUCCCCUUCCUUCCAAUGCCACCCAGCAGUGCAGGGACACCAGAGUGGGAUUCCUGCUGCAGGCAGCCCUGGAGAGGGGUGUGCUGCACAAAGCCCAGCUUGGAGCUCCUGCCUUGCCCCAAAUCCUGCUGGGAACGGGGCCCUGCCUUCCUCAGCCCCUUCUGGGCCAUCCUGGGGCAGCAGUGACUUUGGGGAGGUGUUCCCAGGGAAAAUUGCUGAUCCUGAGGCUCUGGACCCAGCAGCUCCUGAGCUCACCUGGGCAGGUGAGCCAGGCUCCUUGUGAUGCUCCUGAAAAAGAAUUCAUUGGUGAGGCAGAUCCUCCCCACGGGGGGACUCUGUGCCCUGGGGCUGAUUGCAUUUUCUGGAUUUUCCAGCACUUUUGGGAGCAGUGCCUGGAGCUCCUCAGGAUUUUGCUGUUCAAGAUCCCAGCUGGCUCACUCAGACCUGCUUAAAAUUCAUUUCUCUGAGCCAAAUUCAGAGAAAAAUUCCAGCAAAUUUCUCUGAGAUCCUUCAGGGUGAAUGAGCUGAUCAGACUGAAGGGAUCCUCCUGAUCCCUGUCAGGUCUGUGCUGCUCUGCCAGUGCCCCCAGACUGAAAAUCCAGGUGUGAAAGGGCUGGUAAAGGAAGUGAGGAUUAAAAAAAUCUAUAAAAUAUAUAUAUAUAUGUAAAAAAACCUCCUUGUUACCUAAGAUAGGGCUGGAAAUCCUGUGCCUGUCGGUUUGAAGAAUAUUUCCUUUGUGAAAAACUUCAACAAAAGAGAAGUGUGGCAUUUUAUAUUUGCUUUGUGAUGAGCUGAACCUUUAAAUUGCUUUCCAUUUCAUCUCCUGCCAGUGCCACGCUGCUCUGGCAGCAAUCCCAGACUCCAAAAAAUGCCUUGGAAAAUUCAGAUUGAAGCAAAAAAAUGACUGAGGAGAAUUCAGAUUGUUCAGAAUUCCAGACUCUUCCUGAGCAGCCAUCACUGAUGUUCUCAUUUUUGGAUGAAAAGCUGCCUAAAACUCAGAUAAAACUCUGCUAAAACUCAGAUAAAACUGCUAAAACUCAGAUAAAACUCUGCUAAAACUCAAAUAAAACUCUGCUAAAACUCAGAUAAAAGGCCAAAACCUGCAGGAAGAGGAGGAGGAAUGAGCUGAGCAGAGGCUCUGAGGCAUUUUUGGGUCUGUCAGCUUCAGAUCCAGGCCCUGAUGCUGAUGUUGAAUUUUCCAGUUCUUUUCCUUAAAAUCCCAUCAGCUAAAGGAGCCUGGCAGGGGAAAAUAAAACCAUUUCCACCCCUAAAAAAUGGAAUUUUGUGCCUUGCCCGAGUCCUGCAGUGCAGUUUAGGUGUUUACUAAUUCCUGUUGCUUCUAGAAUUCACAGAGCAGAAGAGCAGCCAGCACUUUUUUGGUUUUGUUUUGGGUUUUUUUGGUGGUUUGUUUUUUUUUUUUUACACAGUGUUAUUCUAAGAGUUUUAUUUUUUGUCUUGUAUAAAUUUGUACACAGAACGAUGGUUUUAUUUGACACAAUAAAUAUAAUUUGGAAUACAAAGCUUUGCU